Messenger RNA from Galendromus occidentalis (western predatory mite), 1530 nucleotides. It is a transcript of the gene Pdhb, whose product is annotated as Pyruvate dehydrogenase E1 beta subunit. Gene Ontology annotation, molecular function: pyruvate dehydrogenase (acetyl-transferring) activity. Gene Ontology annotation, cellular component: pyruvate dehydrogenase complex. The record is from RefSeq and is a predicted model, not a curated record. The coding region runs from base 61 to 1137 and encodes 358 amino acids. Gene Ontology annotation, biological process: pyruvate decarboxylation to acetyl-CoA. Lineage: Eukaryota; Metazoa; Arthropoda; Arachnida; Mesostigmata; Phytoseiidae. The transcript is spliced from 8 exons.
ACAACUCUGCAGAAAAUCUCUUGACUCGAUUGACCGUGGCUCUCUCGGAGUUAGAACAAAAUGAGUGCGACGGCGAAUUUUCUGCGGAAUUCACUUUCACGGAAUGUGUUCCGUCAAUUCAGCACCACCCCGAGGGUGGCAGCGUCCCAAAUGACAGUGCGGGAUGCGCUAAACGCCGCUAUCGACGAAGAGAUGGAGCGCGAUGACAAGGUUUUCAUUCUCGGCGAAGAAGUCGCUCAGUACGAUGGAGCAUACAAAGUGACUCGCGGGCUGUGGAAGAAGUACGGCGACCGUCGGGUGAUAGACACUCCCAUCACAGAAAUAGGUUUCGCAGGAAUUGCUGUUGGCGCAGCCUUCGGAGGACUCCGGCCGAUUUGCGAAUUCAUGACAUUCAACUUCUCAAUGCAGGCCAUUGAUCACGUGAUAAACUCGGCCGCGAAAACCUUCUACAUGAGUGCGGGUCUGGUCGCGGUUCCCAUCGUUUUCCGAGGGCCGAACGGCGCAGCUGUCGGGGUCGCCGCUCAACAUUCACAGUGUUUUGCCUCCUGGUAUGCCAAUUGUCCGGGUCUCAAAGUACUCUCCCCGUAUAACUCUGAAGAUGCAAAAGGCUUAUUGAAGGCCGCUAUCCGAGACAACGAUCCGGUUGUCUUCUUGGAAAAUGAGCUUGUCUACGGCACAACGUUCGACAUGUCGGACGAGGCUAUGUCAAAAGAUUUCGUACUCCCCAUCGGAAAGGCGAAAAUAGAGCGGACCGGGAACGCGGUGACGCUUGUGGCACACUCGAAGCCAGUUGGAGCUUGCUUGGAGGCCGCCAACGAGCUGGCAGCGGCCGGUAUUGAGUGUGAAGUCAUUAAUCUGAGAUCCAUUCGUCCCUUGGAUUUCGAAACGAUUGCCAACUCAGUCAUGAAGACCAAUCGAUUGGUCACGGUCGAGGGCGGUUGGCCUUCUUCUGGAGUAGGAUCCGAUAUCAGUGCUCGCAUCAUGGAGAGCGCGGUUUUCGAUUAUUUGGACGCCCCCGUCAUCAGAAUCACGGGUGCCGAUGUUCCUAUGCCGUACACCGCAAGUUUAGAAGUCCGCGCCGUACCUCAGGCGAGCGACGUUGUGCGAGCCGUCAAAACAAUGCUCAACGUGCAGUGAAGAGCGAAAUAGAGGCGAAAAGUGAUCCCUAUCAGAGUUUCCUUUCUCAAGAGCCUAGUGGCGGGGAAGGCAGCAGCAGCGGACGGUCCCUAAAUUCAAUGCAGCUACAUUCGGCUGUGGAUUUUCUCUCGGAGUUCCCCCUCCCAUCGAAUGCUUUUUUCUGCGUUAGAGUUUCCUGAGUCCAAAAGAUUUCCCCACUGAUUUUCUCGAAUUUCGAAGCUCGGACGAAGUCCCAGACCUGCCAUGAAGUGAACGUCACUGUAGUUUUGCGGAUUGCUGCCAUUUAAUUACGGAGCAAUAGUUGCUGAAUUCGCCCUCUGAGUUCCUCGCUGUUAGACUGAAUAAUGUAAAUUAACUCGAUGUUGAAGAAUAAAGUUGCAGACGAAAGUGUUU